AUGACUAUCUGGAAAGUUUCAUAUAUAGGAAGCAUUUAUUGUUUUCAUCAUGACUUGUAUCAAAACAGCUACAGAACGAUAAGUUGGCUGAGAGUUCUUGCGAGGAUUAAACCCAUAAUUGGUUAUUCUAUGCUUCUCCCAUCUAAGAAUCAUGCAUCUCGAUUAACAACCCUAAAGAAAAAGGAGAAUCUAAAUUCUUCGAGAAAUUCCCAUGUUCAUUUUUUCAUGACACCUUCCUUUUUAUCUUGGCUACAAAUACAUACAGACCAAGCUGUAAAUUCGAUGUAUCAAGAUAACAAUGGAGUCCCACCAUUGGGAGCAUGUGAGCGUUCUUCCGUCCCACCUCCAAUGCCAACCUUUAGAAUCAGAUCAUCAUCAAUAAACAGGGAGUUAGAGAUGUCAGAGAAUAGUGCAGGGCAAGAAAGCUACCAAGAACAGGAUAUGCUUUCGAAUCGCCACGAAUCAAUAUCUUAUGGUUCAGCUCGGGAUAUUCAAAUCAAGAAUGUAGAGACGAUUGCUUAUAGCUAG
Molecule: messenger RNA, 528 nt
Organism: Sclerotinia sclerotiorum 1980 UF-70
Lineage: Eukaryota; Fungi; Ascomycota; Leotiomycetes; Helotiales; Sclerotiniaceae
Exons: 5
Coding region: 1-528 (175 amino acids)
Source: RefSeq, a predicted model, not a curated record